Molecule: messenger RNA, 8278 nt
Organism: Drosophila subobscura
Lineage: Eukaryota; Metazoa; Arthropoda; Insecta; Diptera; Drosophilidae
Gene: Sin3A
Product: paired amphipathic helix protein Sin3a
Exons: 12
Coding region: 981-7496 (2171 amino acids)
Biological process (GO): negative regulation of transcription by RNA polymerase II
Cellular component (GO): chromatin
Molecular function (GO): transcription corepressor activity
Source: RefSeq, a predicted model, not a curated record
AAUUAAACAUAAAAAAAUCGUCAUGAAGUCAACAUAAAGUUCGCACUUAAGGAAAAAACAGCGCGCGAAAAGAUAUCCUCUCGAUAAACGUAAAUUCUGGGCACGUGUGGCCCAUUUUAUACAUGUUUAUUUAUGCAUGAUAUAUAAGUAGUAGACGCGAGUUUAUGAGUAAAACAAUUACAACAAAGUGAAGCACGAGACGAGUGUUGCAUACAAUAAAAAAAGAGUCUUGGGUGUUUUGGGGCAGCAUAAAAUCGAUUCGGAGUGCAUGCGUGUGUGGGGUGUGGGUGUGUGUGCCGAAAUUACAUGCAUGUGUAUCUUUGUGGCAAAUGCAAAGAAGCAGCAAGCUCACGCGCUUCUUUUCCCUACCCCCUACCCCUGGGGGCCGAUCCAGUUGAUAGAAGUUUAACAGCAAAGCCACAUUCGUUCGCCGAUUGCAAGAGAGUGAAACAAACAAAAGAGCCCCAACCUGUGUCAAAAUCAGCCUUAAAACUAUUCAGUCGGGCUUACCUUAAAGCACAAAUAGCAGCAGAGCUGGAGAGACCACGCACGACGUGGCAAAAGCAAAGAGUAGCAGCAGAAGUCGCAGCCACAGCCGCAGCAUCAGCAAACAACGUCGUCGCCUAGUCGCCGCCGUUGUUGUUGUUGUCGUUGCUGACAAUCUCUCAAUUAUAGAACCUCAGGGCAUUUGCCGCUAGCGGGCGACCAAAUGCAUAGACAACAUAUGUUGCACUCACGAGCAGUUCAAGAUCAAGAGCCGCAGUCAAAGCAGUUGCGACCACGACCGUUUGUUGCAUACUACAUACGCUCAUAGGAGAGCGGCGAGAGGGCGAGAGGGCGAGAGAGGGAACACCACCCAGUAUCAUCCCAGUAUCCAGCAUCCCUGUGCUUAGGCAGGGACCGGAUCGGACUCCACAACGGCCUCAAAGGGGAAAAGCCGCACGGAGGAAGGACAAGCAACCAGACAGAGAAACGACAAGAUGAUGAAACGCACCCGUGUCGACGAGGUGCAGUUCGGGACACGUCCCGGCCCACCAGCUCCGGGCGUUGUCGGCGUCGGUGUCGGAGUUGGAGUCGCCGGCGUUGGCGUUGGACCCACUUCCGGCGUCAGUGUCGGCGGUGGUGGCUCCGCCACUGUGGGCGUAAACACAGGAGUAACAAUUGGCACAGUGGUGCCAAGUGCUCACAGUGCCACCAUUAGCGGCAUCAGUUCCAUACACCAUCGCAUCCUCACACCACAGCAUGGUGGUGCCCAGACCAUAGCCUAUCUGCCGUCCACCACGCCGACGGCAACGAAUCUGAAAACAACGAGCUCAAUUGUUGACAGCACCAGCAGCAGCAGCAGCAUCAUCAGCACCAGCACAGGAGGAGCCCAGGUGGCCACUGUUGGCGUGGGAGUGGGAACAGUAGGAGGAACUGGUGCAGCUGGAGGAGCAGGAGGCGGAGUAGUUGUAUCCACUGGCAGCGCGGGUACACAAACACUUCAGUAUACGACAUCCUAUAGCGUGGCGUCAAUACAGGCUGGAGGAACUCUCAAGGGGAGUACAUCGGUGGACGGUGGCAAUACCGUGCAGAUUCAUGUCACUGGAGGCGCAGGAGCAGUGGGAGGAAUAGUAGGAGGAUCCGCUAACCCAUCCAACGCCCAGACAGUCUCGAGCAGCUCCCAAACGGCAAGCAGCACCAUCCGACAGCGUACAAUAAGCGGUACACAGACCGCGGCCAGUGCAGUCAGCAAUCUCACAUCAAUGGCGCAACAUCAGACGCCUGGCAGUCUGCCCCAGACGGCACAGACGCCACCCUCAGCUGCUGCAGCUGCCGCUGCUGCCCAGCAGCCGGGCAAUAUUAUCACAGGAGGCAGUAGUACCCCACCGCAGGGACAGGGAUCUGGAGGAGGAAAUGCCACGCCACGACUGAAGGUGGAGGAUGCGCUCAGCUAUCUGGAUCAGGUGAAGUACCAGUAUGCGGACCAGCCGCAGAUCUACAACAACUUCCUCGACAUCAUGAAGGAGUUCAAGUCGCACUGCAUCGACACCCCGGGGGUGAUUGAGCGCGUCUCGACGCUCUUCAAGGGCCACACGGAGCUGAUCUAUGGCUUCAAUAUGUUUCUGCCGCCAGGCUACAAGAUUGAAAUCCAUUCGGAUGCCCUUGGCUGCUCGGUGCCGGUGGUGUCGAUGCCUUCGCCCCCCGGCGCACCCACCAGCACUGGGACGGUGCACAUGAUAGCCGGCGGCACCAGCAGCCCCCUGGCCACUGCCGGCCAUAACUUAAAGACCACGCUGACUGCCGCCGCAGGAGGAGGAGGAGCUGUUGCGGCCGGAACAGCUGCCGCUGCGGCAGCCGUGGCACAAAUUCAAUCUGCAGGCGCUGUCAAUCUGAUGACCCACGGCGGUGCAUCGCUCACCCAGACCACGAUUCAUGCGCUGCAGCAGGCCACACCACCGCAGUCGCAGUCCCCGGGGCAUGUCCAUGUGAGCGUGACCAGCUCGUCAGCGCCAGCGGUGGUGGCCGUGGCUGGAGGACAGCCGCCGGGCAGCAUCUCUGUGUCGGCGCACAACAUGCCACAAAAUUACUCGCGGGAUCGAGAGCGGGCCACAAUCACGCCAGCAGCCGGUCAAGUGGUGACGGCGACAGCGGCUCCUUCAGCGGCCAGCAGUAUUGUUGUUGGCGGUGGUCCGCCCACUCCGAAUUCCCUGAGCGAACUAAGUCCACACGGUGUUGCGGUAGCUGGUGGCGGAGCGGGUGCCCAGCACAAUCUGCAUCACAUCCAGCAGGCGCAUCAAUCGAUACUCCUUGGCGAGACGGGGCAACAGAAUCAGCCAGUGGAAUUCAAUCACGCCAUAACCUAUGUAAAUAAGAUCAAGAAUCGUUUCCAAAACCAGCCGGCAAAGUACAAGAAAUUCCUGGAGAUUCUCCAUGCCUACCAGAAGGAGCAGAAGGUGAUGAAGGAGGGCAGCCUUAAUCAGGGGAAAAUGCUCACCGAACAGGAGGUCUACACGCAGGUGGCCAAGCUCUUUGGCCAGGAUGAGGAUCUGUUGCGGGAAUUUGGACAAUUCCUGCCCGAUGCCACUAAUCAUCAGUCGUCGGGCGGGGGGCAGUACAUGGCAAAGGCCUCCUCCGUGCACCUCAAUGAUCACAGCAAGCAGCAGCAGCAGCGUACCACCGCCACACUGAGCGGCGGGGCACAUAUUACCAUGUCGAGUGCCUCGCCAGCGCACAGCAUUGGCUCACCCCUCCAUCUGAGUGGUGGGGGCACACUGCCGCAGACUCUCGACAGCAGCGCCCAUGCAGCGGCCAUUGGCAACCUUUCCGCGGUGAACACCAGCGUCAGUAUCAAGACUUACAACAACAAUCAGCAGCAUCAGCAACAGCAGCAGCAGAACCAUGUAAUUGCAUCGCAAAGGAAUGAUCUACUCUUCGAGAAGGACUAUCAUGGUGUGUCGCCAGCCAGUCUGCAACAGCAGCAGCAGUCGCACCAGCGCGGCGCUGGAGUGGCGCAUCAUCAUUUGGCGGGGACUACUGCUGGAGCCGCCAAUAUUCGAGCUGGAGCGGGCGGUGGCAGCGUCAUGGUGCCCUUUGAGAAGGAGCACCGGAACAAUCAUCAUGUACAGAAGUAUGUGGGGGGACACUCGCAGAACCAGAGCCUCUCGCACCAUGGCCACAAUGCCAAGAAGUCGCCCAGCUAUGGCCUCUCCUCGGUGAUUGGAUCCUUGCCGCACCUUUCCGACAAUUCCCUGGACCGCAGCUCGCCGGGCAUUAGUUAUGCGGCGACAGCUGUCCUGACCCCUGGCCAUCAUGCGGGUCAGAAUAAUUCUGCAGCAGCAGCCGCCGCCGUCAGACGGCAGGGCGGAGUCGAGGACGGUGGCCUGUAUGGGAGCGUCGGAGGAGGCGGCGGCGGACCACCGCCGGCCAAGCGAUCUAAGCCCUUUUGCAGGGAUGUCAGCUUCUCGGAGGCAUCAAGCAAGUGCACCAUCGCGGAUGCGGCCUUUUUCGACAAGGUGCGAAAGGCCCUGCGCAGUCCCGAGGUCUAUGACAACUUUCUGCGCUGCCUGACGCUGUUCAAUCAGGAAAUCGUGUCCAAAGCGGAACUCCUGGGACUCGUCUCACCCUUCCUGAUGAAGUUUCCCGAUCUCCUACGCUGGUUUACCGACUUUCUGGGCCCACCCGUUGGUUCGGGUCAGGGCCAGGGUCAGGUGGGAGCAACAGGAGGCGGAGGACUUAUCGAUGGCAUGCCACUAGCGGCUACACAACGGCAGGGUGGCAGCAGCAACAGCAGCUCCCACGAUCGAGACCGGGAACGAGGCACCAAUCAUCCAACGGCCGCCGAAUACGUACAAGAUGUCGAUCUGUCGGCGUGCAAGCGGCUGGGCGCCUCCUAUUGCGCCCUGCCGCAGUCCUCAGUGCCGAAGAAAUGCAGCGGACGGACAGCCCUGUGUCGUGAGGUGCUCAACGACAAGUGGGUCUCAUUUCCGACGUGGGCCAGUGAGGAUUCCACAUUUGUGACGUCGCGCAAAACGCAAUUCGAGGAGACGAUUUACAGGAAUAUUCACAGAACGGAGGACGAGCGAUUCGAGCUAGAUCUGGUCAUCGAGGUGAACAGCGCCACCAUUCAGGUGCUGGAGGGUGUCCAAAAGAAGAUGUCCCGCAUGUCCAGCGAGGAGUUGGCCAAAUUCCAUUUGGACGAUACUCUGGGCGGCACAUCGCAGACGAUACACCAACGUGCCAUCCAUCGAAUAUAUGGCGACAAGUCGGGGGAGAUAAUCCAAGGCAUGAAGAAGAACCCCUCGGUGGCAGUGCCCAUCAUCCUGAAACGGCUGAAAGUCAAGGAGGAGGAAUGGCGGGAUGCACAAAAGGGCUUCAACAAGCAGUGGCGCGAGCAGAACGAAAAGUAUUAUCUCAAGUCGCUGGACCAUCAGGCCAUCAACUUCAAGCCCAACGAUAUGAAGGCCCUGCGCUCCAAGAGUCUCUUUAAUGAGAUCGAAACUCUGUACGAUGAGCGGCACGAUCAGGAGGAUGAUGCCAUGGAGCAGUCUGGGCCGCAUCUUGUGCUGCCCUACAAGGACAAGACCAUACUUGACGAUGCCGCCAAUCUGUUGAUCCAUCAUGUCAAGCGGCAGACGGGCAUACAAAAGCAGGAGAAGCAGAAGAUCAAGCAGAUCAUACGACAAUUUGUGCCUGACCUGUUCUUUGCGCCGCGACAGCCACUCAGCGACGAUGAGCGGGAUGACGCCUUUCCAUUUUUGGCAGAUGACAAUACCAAAAUGGACGUAGACCAUUUGCCGAUGAGUCGAGCCGAUUCGGUGACUCGAAAUGCCAAGGGAUCGCCCAGCGAGAGCGGUUCCCCGGCACGCAGCACGGCGAGCACCAGCAGCAGUGCGGCGGCAGCGGCAGCCGUUAAAAAUGAAGCUGAUGAGGUGAAAGCAGCGACGACAGCAGCAGCAUCAUCAUCUACUACGACGACAACAACAACAGCGAAGACGACGCCAGCGAGUUCAGCUUCAGACGAUGCCACACCAUCAACAUCCUCAGCAGCAGCAACAGCAGUAGCAGCAGCAGCAGCAUCAGCCUCAGAGGCCAAGGCAAAGGAUGAACCCCUGUCUAACCGAGAUGAGGCAGGGAGCAGCAGCACCACCACCAACAGCACAGGUAGCGGUGUGUCCAGUCCAAGACCAGAUCAAGCAGCAACAUCAGCAGUAAAUCCCGGCGAUGUGGAAAUCAAACAAGAGCAGCAACACGCUGACUUUGCCCACCCCAAGCUGUUGCCACAGCAUGCGCAGGGCCAGCAUGAGGAUGAAUCCUACUCGCUGUUCUUUGCCUCCAACAACUGGUAUCUGUUCCUGCGCCUACACGCGAUUCUCUGCGAUCGUCUGCAUCAUAUGUAUGAGCGGGCACGGCUGCUGGCCAUCGAGGAGGAGCGUUGCCGGGUGAAUCGGCGAGAGAGCACCGCCACGGCACUUCGGCUCAAGCCCAAGCCUGAGGUUCAAGUGGAGGACUUCUAUCCCACCUUUCUGGAUAUGCUCAAGAAUGUCCUGGACGGCAACAUGGACUCGAACACGUUCGAGGACACGAUGCGUGAAAUGUUUGGCAUCUACGCUUACGUUUCCUUUACGUUGGACAAGGUUGUGUCGAACGCCGUUCGCCAGCUGCAAUACUGCGUUACUGAGCGAGCCGCAUUGGACUGCGUGGAGUUGUAUGCCACCGAACAGCGGCGUGGCAGCACUGGCGGCUUUUGUCGCGAUGCCCACAAAACUUUCGAGCGCGAGAUGUCGUAUCAGCGCAAGGCGGAGAGCAUGUUCAACGAGGAGAACUGCUUCAAGGUGUACAUUUACAAAAUUGACUGUCGCGUUACUAUAGAGCUGCUCGACUCGGAGCCCGAAGAGGCGGACAAGCCGGCGCUGAAGGCCCAAAAGUUCAGCAAAUACGUAGAGAGAGUUGCGAAUCCGGGCCUCGGCGGCAGUGGCAGUGGGAAUAGUGCAGCACUGAGCAGCGAGAACAUUGUGGAAGAGUCGGACAUCAAGACGGAGGAGGAGGAUGAAAAUGCCGAGCAUGCUCGAGGAGGAGGUGCACCCAAGGCGCGUUUCCUGCUGCGCAACAAGCGCAGGUCGCAGCUGCACGAGGAGCAAGUGCGCCAGUUGUUUGAUCAGAAGCGAAGCCGAAUUGAAACCACAGGAGCGCCCGCCACGACUAACGCUGCUGAGGCAGGCUCUGGCGGCGAUGCCAACAAUUCCACCAGCAGCAGCAACACCACCAACACCACCACUAAUAAUAAUAACAACAAUAACAAUAAUAAUUGGGGCAAGCGUCUUCCGGAGAGACUUGGCGCUCCACAGGUGGGCCUGGCCGAGCAAUACGCCUUCAACGAUCGCGACGAGAUCACCACAAAUUCCAGCAACGGCAGAUGCUUUGUGACCAGCAAGAAUCUCAAGCUACUCAAGUACGAUGCAGUGCGUCGUGCCAAGAAGAGUCAUUGCCGCGUCACGCAGGCGAAAUAUGUCCGGUAUCAGGCCUACGUCAACAAUUGGCUGCAGCAGCACGUCAGCGAGCAACUGCAGCAGAACUGCAGCGACUGGCUGCUGGGCAAGACGGCGGAUCAGAUCAAUGCCAGUGGCUGGGGCGCCACCUGUAAGACCAAGUCACUGCAGCAGAAGGAUACGUCCAAGACGCCGUAUCGUGUGUACACGCGAUACAAAGUCAUUCAGCUUGGUGGCAAUGCGACGAGCGGCGGCUCGAUUGGUGGUGUGAUGGCUGCAGCAACCUCAGCAAACGCCUCGGUGGCAGCAACAACAACAUCAUCAUCGGUAACCAAUGUGUUGGGCACCGCCAUGUCCUCCAACCAUCCCAUCGCCCAUAGCAGCAACAGCAGCAUUUUGUCAACGGACUCGACUUCCACCACCACCUCCAAUGCCCCGCAGCAGCAUUGCAACAGUGCGGCAGCAGCAGCUGCAGCGACCACGAAUGCCGCCGAGGCACUGCAGCAGGUGCGUCCUAUGGAGAGCUAACCGGAACGGACAGCAGCAAGAGCAACAGGAGUAGGAUCAGGAGCAGGAGCAUGUUCAGAUGCUGCCUACAUGUGACGAUAAAAAAGAUGGAAUGGAAUGGAAGAUUUGCCUGUAUUCAAUAUAAAAAUUUGAUUCUAAAUGUGAUACCAGUCGCUGUCCGGCGUGGCAUUGGAUAUUGGAUAUAUAUUUCAUCGAAACAAAGCCCCUUUUCACUUUGUACAGAGUCAUUUAAUCAUAGGCGUUUUGCUCCAAAACUAGAAUUAGGCUUACAUUUCUUGCAUAACUUAUAGAGUUAACAUUAGAGUUCCACCUAUGGCAGAGCGACAGUUUUGUUUAUAUAGAGGCGCCUUGUUUUUAUUGAGGUAGCAUUAAGUCAGUCAUAGAGCCCUUUCUACCCACUAACGCAACCUAACUUGUAGGCCCCACAUGAUAAGUCAUAUAAAUAGUAUAUACAUAAAGCUAAAGCUAAAGCGUUUUGUGCACAGCAAACGGAACAAGUGAAGAGUUGUGCUAGUAAUUAGUAGAUUUCAAAACACGUCUGUUUAGAGCCCUAAGAUUUUAUCUUUUACUUUUACACCUACAUAUGUGUGACGCAUGACGUGACGUAUUUUUAUACAAAAAGAAAUUCAACAAAACAAUCGCAUAGGCCAGACCCACACACAAACCUUGUACAAUUCCUUGUGAAUACUAUUAUAUUAUUAGAUAUCUACGCGUUUAAGAACCCUAAACAUAAGCUGUAAAAACGUAAUGAGCAGAUUAAAACAAGUUUAUCAAAAGUGAAA